AUGACGUCGUUCAAAGUCGUGACGGGCGACCUCAUCCGUCUGAUCGAGACGCCGCAUGAGAAGCAGCAAGACGCGUUGACGCGCAUGGGCGGCCUCGAAGGCAUUGCGGCCUCGCUCCGCGUGGACCUGCGCCAGGGACUGGACGCGAGCAACGCGGCCGACCUCACGAAGCGCGAGGAGUCGUUUGGCAAGAACUACGUGGCCCCGGCCAAGUCCAAGAGCUUUCUCGAGCUCAUGUGGGACGCCUAUCAGGACAUUACGAUCAUUGUGCUGACGAUCUCGGGCUUCAUUUCGAUCAUCCUGUCGUCGACCGUGGGGGACCACCCCGAGACGGGGUGGGUCGAAGGCGCCUGUAUCAUCUUUGCAGUCGUUGUCGUGACGCUCGUCACGGCCGUGAACGACUACCAGAAAGAGUCGCAGUUCCGCGAGCUCAAUGCGAUCAAAGAGGACGAAAAGAUCAAAGUCCUUCGCAACGGACAGCCCGCGGAAGUCGGCAAGUGGGGCCUCGUGGUCGGCGACAUUGUCCGCGUCGACUUGGGCGACAUCAUCCCCGCCGACGGCAUUGUCUUUGACCAGAAGGAGAUUAAGAUGGACGAGAGCGCCAUGACGGGCGAGUCGGACCUGCUGUCGAAGAGUGCGGAGAACCCGUUUCUGCUGUCGGGGACCAAAGUCAUGGAGGGCGUCGGUAAGAUGCUCGUGGUCUGUGUGGGGGAGAACUCGCAAGCCGGUAUCAUCAAGAGCUUGAUCAACGGCAACCGCCGUGGCGGUGCCGCUGUCGCUGCUGCUGCUGCUGCUGGAAGUGACGAUAAAGCGGCGUCGAAGAACAAGAAGAAUCCGGACGCCGAGGGACAAGUGUAUGUCGAGAUUGAGACGCCGAAAGAAGGGGCGUCGAUUGAGGUGGAGAAGAGCAAAGAGAGCGAAGACGAAGAGGAGAGCCAGUCGCCGCUCGAAGGCAAGUUGUACAGCUUGACGGUGCUCAUUGGGAAGCUGGGGACUGUCGUGGCGUUGCUGGUGUUUGUCAUCAUGUCGAUCCGUUUCUCGAUCGACACGUUUGUGCAAGACGGUAUGCCCUGGAAAGGCAGUUACAUCAGCGACUACCUCAACUUUUUCAUCAUUGCCAUCACGGUGCUGGUGGUCGCGAUCCCCGAAGGUCUGCCACUUGCAGUGACCAUUGCUCUCGCCUACUCUGUGAAGAAAAUGCUCGCCGACAACAACUUGGUGCGUCAUUUGGACGCUUGUGAGACCAUGGGCAGUGCCACGACGGUGUGCUCCGACAAGACGGGUACGCUGACGACGAACCGCAUGACUGUGAUGCAAUUGUGGAUUGGCGGCCAGGAGUUUUCGUCUGCUGCGGCGGGUGUCGGCGCGUUGUCGGAAUCGACGAAAGAGGCGUUUUGCACGGGCAUUGCUGUGAACUCGACGGCUGAGAUUCUGCCCUCGAAGGUCGAAAACGGUCAGCCCGAGCACACUGGCAACAAAACGGAAUGUGCUCUGCUCCAGUUCAUCCGUGACGGCGGCAUGGAGUACCCGGACAUUCGCUCGAACAACGAGGUCGUGCACAUGUUGACGUUCAGCAGUGCGAAGAAGCGCAUGUCCGUGGUGGUCCGUCGCACAGCAACGACGUCUCGUGUGUACACAAAGGGCGCGACAGAAGUGGUACUUGGUCUGUGCCAGGACAUGCAGGCCGUAGAUGGCUCGAUCGAGCUUUUGGACGAGGCCCGCAAAGCGAAGAUUGGCGAGGAGGUCAUUGAGAAGUACGCCUCGCAAGCCUACCGAACGCUAUGCCUGGCCUACCGUGACUUGGAUGUGCCUGCCGAGGAUACGAUGAACUGGUCGGACGAGGACGUGGAGAAGGACUUGACGUGUGUGGCGAUCGUGGGCAUCGAAGACCCCGUUCGUCCGGAGGUGCCCGAUGCGAUCAAGAUGUGCAACACGGCUGGUAUCACGGUGCGCAUGGUGACAGGCGACAACAUUACGACUGCACGGUCGAUUGCGAGCAAGUGCGGUAUCACCAAGCCGGGCGAUGGUUCGUUGAUCAUGGACGGCCUGACGUUCCGCACUCGAGUGCUGGACGCGCAGGGAAACAUCAUCCAGUCCGAGUUCGACAAGAUUUGGCCAAUGCUGCGCGUGCUUGCUCGUUCGUCGCCGAAGGACAAGUAUACGCUUGUGUCUGGGUUGAUGCAGAGUAACGUCGCACCGCACGGUCCUCAAGUGGUUGCUGUGACUGGUGAUGGCACGAACGAUGCUCCUGCCCUGAAGAAAGCCAACGUGGGUUUCGCCAUGGGUAUCAGUGGCACGGCCGUUGCGAAGGACGCCUCCGACAUUAUCUUGAUGGAUGACAACUUCAACUCGAUCGUGAAUGCCAUCAAGUGGGGCCGCAACGUGUACGACUCGAUCGCCAAGUUCCUGCAGUUUCAGCUGACGGUGAAUGUGGUUGCUAUAUCUCUGGCGUUCAUUGGUGCGGUUGUGCUGGAGCAGUCUCCUCUUUCGGCCGUGCAGAUGCUUUGGGUGAACCUGAUUAUGGAUUCGUUUGCGUCGCUGGCUCUUGCAACGGAGGAGCCGACGCCGCAAUUGCUGGAGCGCAAACCUUAUCCGAAGACGGAGCCGCUGAUCUCGAAGAAGAUGACCAAGCACAUUCUUGGUCAAUCGACGUACCAGCUCGCUCUGUUGCUGGCCAUUGUGUUCUCUGGUGAGAAGUGGUUUGACAUCCCAUCCGGUCGUACGCAUGAUGUUGCUGACGACGUGAAAGACGAUCCGAGCGUGCACAUGACGAUCGUGUUUAACACGUUUGUGUGGGCGCAGCUGUUUAACGAGCUGAAUGCGCGCAAGAUCCACGACGAGAUCAAUAUCUUCACCGGCAUUACGAAAAACCGCGUGUUCAUCUACGUGGGCGUGCUCCAGGUCGUGUUGCAGUACGUGAUGGUCCAGCACACGGGUGACUGGUUCAAGUGCAAGCCGCUAAGCCUCAACCAGUGGCUCGCCUGCAUUGGCAUGGGCUUCGUGUCACUGCCGCUUGGGUUAUUGCUGCGCUUGAUUGAUAUGAAGAAUGCGCCGAACUGGAUGGCAAUCUGCCGCGAGGUGGAUACAGAGGAGGUGCGCGAGAUCCGAUCGGGCAAUGGCCAGGCUCUUUGGGUGCGCGGCUUUGCUCGCCUCCGUGCGCAGAUACGCGUCGUCAAGGCAUUUCAGAAGGGUCUUCAGUCGAAGGCCCUCCUCAAGGGGUAG
Messenger RNA from Hyaloperonospora brassicae, 3222 nucleotides. NCBI's taxonomy places the organism in Eukaryota, Oomycota, Peronosporomycetes, Peronosporales, Peronosporaceae. The record is from the annotation of a GenBank genome assembly.